GUGCAAUGUAUAAUUAAAAUUGUAAUGAGAAAGCGGAUUUAUGUAAAAUAAAUCCGGAUCUUGAGAUUUAAAUGCCCGGCAUUAUGGGCAGUGUGAUUUUCUGAUAAUAUCAGUUGGCUCUGCUCUUCUAAAGGAAGCAGUGUGUCUUAAGGACAGCUGGGAGCACACAGAACUCUUUGAAUCUAUCUAGCCUAUAGCUCAGGAAAAAUGGUUCAUGAAGACAUCCUACUACCAAUGAUGAACUUUAGCACUGGGACAAUCCAGCCACCAAAGGUCCUAAUGCCAAGAAUUGGCUAUACAAUACUGGCAAUUAUAAUGGCGAUAUUCUGUACGGCAUCCCUCUUCCUGAAUAUUACAGUGAUUUUGGUGACAUUCAAGUUUCGUCAGCUAAGACAUCCCAUCAAUUAUUCUUUAGUCAACCUUGCAGUUGCUGACCUGGGAGUCACCAUAUUAGGAAGUCUCUUAACCGUAGAAACCAAUGCCGUCGGCUACUUUAAUCUCGGAAGAAUAGGAUGCGUCAUAGAAGGGUUUGCUGUGGCUUUUUUUGGAAUUGCAGCACUCUGCACAAUCGCUGUGAUCGCAGUGGACCGCGUGUUUGUGGUGUGUAAGCCUAUGGGUACCAUGACCUUUACCCGUAAGCAGGCCCUGGCCGGAAUUGCUGUUUCCUGGAUUUGGUCUCUCAUAUGGAACACGCCACCUCUGUUUGGCUGGGGUAGUUAUCAGCUGGAAGGGGUGGAGACCUCCUGUGCUCCAGACUGGUACAAUACUGACCCUGUCAAUAUGUCGUACAUCAUAUGCUUUUUCUCAUUCUGCUUUGCAAUCCCAUUUCUCACCAUCCUGGUCUCAUAUGGAUACCUCAUGUGGACUCUUCGUCAGGUAGCCAAGCUUGGAGUGGCAGAAGGAGGAACCACCAGCAAAGCUGAGGUCCAGGUCUCCCGCAUGGUCCUAGUAAUGAUCUUGGCAUUUCUCAUUUGUUGGCUCCCUUAUGCGGCUUUUGCAAUGAUGGUUGUGGCAAAUCCUGGCAUGUACAUCGAUCCAAUUAUAGCCACUGUGCCAAUGUACCUGACUAAAACCAGCACUGUUUAUAAUCCUAUUAUCUACAUAUUUAUGAACAAGCAGUUCCAGGAUUGUGUGAUCCCUUUCCUGUGCUGUGGAAGGAACCCAUGGGCUAAAAGAUCGGUGUCUUCAGCAGAGACAGUGACAACGAAAUUUGCCAGCUCUACUUCACGUAAAGACCAAGUGGCCCCUGCAUGACUUAUUGUUACAUGUAUGCCCCUGCUAAUCAUCAUCUACCUUCCUUCUAAAUGUAUUUCAUGUGGGCAUGUACAGCGCAAUAAUGAAUAAGAAUCCAUAGUGUUUAUUACUGUCCAAAAAAUGUAUGUAUUUAUAGCCCAAGCCAGGAUAAGGUCCUCUGGCCCCCAAGGCAAAGAUAAAGUCCAAAUGCAGCACUGAAGGUAGGAGAUAAAUAAGAAGAUGAUGGGUAGAUGGACAUAGGGGUCAAAUAAAAUCAAGCAUUGAGGUAUAUGUCACAUCCAGUGACUCCUGUAGGCAGCAUUAGCUUUCGCAUAGGCAGCAGGAAGAAAGCUCAGAGAUAUAAGGAUCCUCUUCAGAUUCCCAAUACUCGGUAAUGGAACAGCCUCCGAUUCCAGUGACAAUCAAUAGAAGCGAUAUGUGCCAUAAAAGAAAGACACGGAGGCACAUAGUGAAGUUCGCAGGGGCAGA
Messenger RNA from Rana temporaria (common frog), 1722 nucleotides. RefSeq names its product parapinopsin-like. The record is from RefSeq and is a predicted model, not a curated record. Gene Ontology annotation, biological process: G protein-coupled receptor signaling pathway; visual perception. Gene Ontology annotation, cellular component: photoreceptor outer segment; membrane. The transcript is spliced from 4 exons. Lineage: Eukaryota; Metazoa; Chordata; Amphibia; Anura; Ranidae. Bases 208 to 1254 code for a protein of 348 amino acids. Gene Ontology annotation, molecular function: G protein-coupled receptor activity.